UCGUAUAGUUGACGUUUCCUGGUAUUAGGUAUUUUUACAUAUUAUUUUGUCCUUUGGCCUUUUUGAUUAGGAAACGCGUAUUCAUGGAUACUGGGAAAAACGUAAUAUAAAAUAUUACAUUAAUUAUAAAUGUUUUUGUAACUAGUGCUUAUUCAUGAAUAUUCGGCGUAAACAACUCCUAUGCAUGUAUUUUAGUGAGCCUAUCCGGUGGCUUUGUCGGGGUCACGCCACGGAUAAGAGGUCAUGUGUAUAUAAGGGUACUAAAUUAGUACAUAGAUUCAGAAUUACUUUUUACUAGCUUACUGCACGUAGUUCUCAGGUACCGAGCGUAAACUCUGCCUACAAAUUUUAAGUGCAAAUGUAUUUUACUUUGUGACUAUUUUAUUUUACUUUAUUUUAUUAAACUUACUGUUUAACUUAUAAUACAAUCGUGAAUUUAUUUACUAUUUCCAAACAUACCUUUGUGACUCUACCAACUUAUCAACAACAGGACAUCGAAGCACGUCAUUAAAUAAUUAAAGUGUACAAGUGUAGCACGAGAGUACUACAUACGUAACUUUUUGGUGUCAGGUGUGGGGUUACACUAAGUGAAAAUUUUGAUUUAUCAAAAAGUAACUUGGGAACUCACUGACGAACUUCGAAAACCACGUUCUUGAUAUACUACGAACACUACAUCAGAAACCCAAUUAUUUAUAAUUGGUCUACGCGCCAGCAGUUUCGUAGCUAGAUCGUCGAGCCACUUCGAGUAUCAAUUUUUGCAGUCAGGAUCAGACCAGGCAACCAAACCAGAGUUUUUUUGGAUCAACGCAUACAGCGACACAGAGGAGGUUUCCAAUUCAUUUCAACGAGGACCAGACCAAUACUCACUUUACUAACAUGAACACUGUACGAUUCCUAACUCUUAUCUGCAUUCCAAUGGUAACAAGUGUUAACCGGUUCGUCGACGAAAAAUUACACCAACAAUCAGGCUUGUAUUACGAAAAUCGCGGGAUCGUAAACAUUGCGACGUCUAGCUGGGAUUUGUCUAUAUUUAUUGAUUUAAAGAAAUAUAACGAGCAAUGGGAUUUCAUUGACACAUUAGUAACAAAAACUGACCAAGCGUGUAAAAACGUAAGUCAAAACGCUGUUGCUAAUUGUAACAACAUAUUAUUUUUAGUACAAGGGAUUGCCAGACAAGGGAAAGAAAAGAAAAAUAUACUAUAUAAUUCCAUAGGUCAUCACGAUCAUUUAGCUAAACGUAGUAUAAAUUUAGGGAGUUUAGUAAAAUUCGCACAAACAAUUUACGGGUUAUGCGACAUUAAUUGUAUUAAGAAAUUUAAUUUUGGGAUAUUAAAACUUUCAGAAACUGAAAAAACAAACCUUAAGUUAGAAAAAGAACAACUUAAAGUUGUUAAAGUAAAAAAUGACAAUGAAACGCGGGAAUAUUAUAGUUUACAAUUGCAAUUAACUGAAUUAAAGAACAUAACGGUAGAGCAACAAAUAAAUAAUUUUAUUUUUAGACAUUUUACGUAUAUGAACUUACUUUUAACAAAAUAUAUGACAGAAAUCGACAUAUUAUCGUCGAUCAUUGAAAACGCUAAGUUAGGACAGAUACAUCCGUAUUUAAUAGGAACAUACGAACUACUAGGGCAAUUUCAAGACAUUAGGCUUUCUUUACCUAUCGGGACAGAUUUUCCCUACGCAUUAUCAAUCGGAACUGUUAAUGAUAUAGUAAGACUGUCAGAUAUUAAAAUAUACUACUCUAAUAAUAACAUAGUGUUUAUCAUAACAAUUCCAUUAAUAUAUCAAAACAAUUUUAUUUUAUAUAACUUAAUACCUAAGCUUUAUUGUCAAAAUAUUAUAAAUUGUAUGUAUAUUGCACCUAGUCAUAAGUUUUUAGCGAUAAGUAAAAAUAAGGAACAUUAUGUAGCAUACGACGAAUUUCACUAUAGUCAAUGUAAACAUGCUAGGGGUUUCCUUCUUUGUCCAGAAAUCCAAUCGCUACAUCCUAGAAAUCUUCGACCGAUUUGCGAGGUUCAACUUUUACAAGAUCCAAGGGACGUACCAGACACAUGCGAUAUACGACACGUCAGAUUACAAGCAACCAUUUUUCACAAAUUAAGUUAUCGUAACAAAUGGUUAUAUGCCACGGAUAGCGAAGUCAUUAUAAUUAACUGUGAAAACGAUUUAGAAGCGAGCACUCAUACGUUAGAGGGGGUAGGAAUUAUAACAAUCAACGAAACAUGCAAAGGGUAUGCGACUAGGGAUUUAUUGAUACCAAGUAGUAGUGUCGAAAACAAUUUUUCGGAUUUUAUUCCAACAUCCGUUAUCACUCAACAAGAAUACCAACAUGUAUCACUUGAUCUUUAUACUAUGAAGGACGAAAAUGUUAUAAAUAACCAUAUGAAUGACCUUAAUUUAAUUUCAAAAACACAUAAACAACUACAAGAGAAUAACAAGAACGAACACAAAUUUAUCCAAUUGCAAGACACUCAAAUUAUACAGAAUUAUGUGUUAUACAUCAUAAUUAUCAUUAUCAUAUCAAUACCAAUUGCAUUCGUAUUAAGCAAGAUUGUUAAACAACGGGAAGUGAAGAAAAAACAAACAACCGUGAGAGCUGAACAAACCAUAAUAAGACUUCACCAGAGCAUGGAAAACCAUCCACCUGGAGGAGACAACGACGUCUACAGCAACAGCCUCUCCUAUCACAGAAGAACAUCAAGAAACACAACCCACGACUUGCUAUCCGACACUUAAGAAUAUGUAUUGAUUGGAACCUACGGCUCCAAUUUUACAGGGGAGGCAUGUAGUAAACCAUGUUUACUCGUAUAGUUGACGUUUCCUGGUAUUAGGUAUUUUUACAUAUUAUUUUGUCCUUUGGCCUUUUUGAUUAGGAAACGCGUAUUCAUGGAUACUGGGAAAAACGUAAUAUAAAAUAUUACAUUAAUUAUAAAUGUUUUUGUAACUAGUGCUUAUUCAUGAAUAUUCGGCGUAAACAACUCCUAUGCAUGUAUUUUAGUGAGCCUAUCCGGUGGCUUUGUCGGGGUCACGCCACGGAUAAGAGGUCAUGUGUAUAUAAGGGUACUAAAUUAGUACAUAGAUUCAGAAUUACUUUUUACUAGCUUACUGCACGUAGUUCUCAGGUACCGAGCGUAAACUCUGCCUACAAAUUUUAAGUGCAAAUGUAUUUUACUUUGUGACUAUUUUAUUUUACUUUAUUUUAUUAAACUUACUGUUUAACUUAUAAUACAAUCGUGAAUUUAUUUACUAUUUCCAAACAUACCUUUGUGACUCUACCAACUUAUCAACAACAGGACAUCGAAGCACGUCAUUAAAUA
Metopolophium dirhodum (rose-grain aphid) is the source of this 3317-nucleotide messenger RNA. RefSeq lists its product as uncharacterized. The record is from RefSeq and is a predicted model, not a curated record. Lineage: Eukaryota; Metazoa; Arthropoda; Insecta; Hemiptera; Aphididae. Bases 877 to 2736 code for a protein of 619 amino acids. The transcript is spliced from 2 exons.